Messenger RNA from Oncorhynchus tshawytscha (Chinook salmon), 1245 nucleotides. RefSeq lists its product as uncharacterized. The transcript has 2 exons. Bases 188 to 1096 code for a protein of 302 amino acids. The record is from RefSeq and is a predicted model, not a curated record. Lineage: Eukaryota; Metazoa; Chordata; Actinopteri; Salmoniformes; Salmonidae.
ACACACACACACACACACACACACACACACACACACACACACACGUGUUGAACAUGAAAGACACCACUGAAGCCAUGAAUAGAACCAGAUCCCCUGUUGUUUCUCUCUGACCUGUGUUGUUAAGGCCAGGCUGUGUGCCAGGUGUUAUGCCCAGCGAGGGGCAAGGCCAGGCCGUGUGCCGGGUGUUAUGCCCAGCGAGGGGCAAGGCCAGGCCGUGUGCCAGGUGUUAUGCCCAGCGAGGGGCAAGGCCAGGCCGUGUGCCAGGUGUUAUACCCAGCGAGGGGCAAGGCCAGGCCGUGUGCCAGGUGUUAUACCCAGCGAGGGGCAAGGCCAGGCCGUGUGCCAGGUGUUAUGCCCAGCGAGGGCAAGGCCAGGCCGUGUGCCAGGUGUAUGCCCAGUGAGGGGCAAGGCCAGGCCGUGUGCCAGGUGUAUGCCCAGCGAGGGGCAAGGCCAGGCCGUGUGCCAGGUGUUAUGCCCAGCGAGGGGCAAGGCCAGGCCGUGUGCCAGGUGUUAUGCCCAGCGAGGGGCAAGGCCAGGCCGUGUGCCAGGUGUUAUGCCCAGCGAGGGGCAAGGCCAGGCCGUGUGCCAGGUGUUAUGCCCAGCGAGGGGCAAGGCCAGGCCGUGUGCCAGGUGUUAUGCCCAGCGAGGGCAAGGCCAGGCCGUGUGCCAGGUGUUAUACCCAGCGAGGGGCAAGGCCAGGCCGUGUGCCAGGUGUUAUGCCCAGCGAGGGGCAAGGCCAGGCCGUGUGCCAGGUGUUAUGCCCAGCGAGGGGCAAGGCCAGGCCGUGUGCCAGGUGUUAUGCCCAGCGAGGGGCAAGGCCAGGCCGUGUGCCAGGUGUUAUGCCCAGCGAGGGGCAAGGCCAGGCCGUGUGCCAGGUGUUAUGCCCAGCGAGGGGCAAGGCCAGGCCGUGUGCCAGGUGUUAUGCCCAGCGAGGGGCAAGGCCAGGCCGUGUGCCAGGUGUUAUGCCCAGCGAGGGGCAAGGCCAGGCCGUGUGCCAGGUGUUAUGCCCAGCGAGGGGCAAGGCCAGGCCGUGUGCCAGGUGUUAUGCCCAGCGAGGGGCAAGGCCAGGCCGUGUGCCAGGUGUUAUGCCCAGUGAGGGGCAAGGCCAGGCCGUGUGCCAGGUGUUAUGCCCAGCGAGGGGCAAGGCCAGGCUGUGUGCCAGGUGUUAUGCCCAGCGAGGGGAAAGGCCAGGCCGUGUGCCAGGUGUUAUGCCCAGCGAGGGGCAAGGCCACACUCACAACACUU